UUCUAGGCAAACUAGCCUAACCGGAAAAAACUAGUACAUCUUUUUUGGUGCCAGUGCAAGGGCUUUAGCCAAGGAGGAAUACUUUUACCGCUUCACUUCUCAUUUCUCCGCCAUGAUUACAAAAUCUCUAUCAAUUCCCACAAAUCUUCCAUUCUCAUCCCUUAACACCCGCUUCCAUCCCCAAUUCCAAUCGCCACUCCUUUUCCCCCUCCAAUCCUCUCCCUUUCUAUUCCAUCAAACAACUCAAUUCCUCACUAAUCCAUUUCCCAAAUGUCAAAACCCCUGCAACUCAUCACCAUCCACCACUCAACAUCAACAAGAAGACCAACUCAAAGAUACCCAUGAAGCCAUUUUCCACUUCCUCCAAGACUUUGGAAUAUCCAACGAGGAUUCCAGUUCCAUUGCUUCAAAUUGCCCUAAAUAUGCUAAGAUGCUCAUUGAUAGUGUGAAAGAUUUGGACGACUGGAAUGCGUGGGAAACUGCCGGAAAGGAAUUUGUUGAUUUGGGGUUCAAGGGAAAAGUGAUUUAUAUGGCCAAGGAUAAAGGUGAUAAUGGCAAGCUUGCUUUUCUUGAGAGUCUUGGAUUGAGUUUGUCUUCGGCUACGAAUGUUGCUCGAUACAUCACCAAUGAGUCGCUUCCGGCUCUUAUCAACAAGGUUAAGUAUAUGAAGGAAAUGUUAUUUUCUGGCAGUGAUGAUAAAGGCCUCCUUGGAAAAAAUGCUCGACGUGUGAUGAAGCAUUUAUCUAUACCUAUUGAUGAUGAUUUGCAGCAGACCUUGUCCUUUUUUGAAAAGAUUGAAGCAAGACGAGGUGGUUUAGACAUGCUUGGUUCCUCUGAUGCCUCUUUUCGAUGCUUAGUUGAGUCAUUUCCACAAAUUCUUUUGUUGUCAUUAGACUCACACUUGAAGCCUAUGAUCGAACUUCUUGAAAGUAUUGGAAUCCCAAGGGAACGCAUGGGUAGCAUAUUCUUAUUAUUCCCACCUAUUAUGUUAUGUGACAUUAAGGGCAUUGAAAGAAAAGUUCUGGCUCUUAAGAAGGUUGUUGCAGUAGAUGAAGAUUUUGGAAAAAUAAUACAAAAAUAUCCAUGGAUUCUUUCAACCAGCAUUCAAGAUAACUACAAGGAGAUUGUUUAUUUGUGUGAUAUGGAGAAGGUUGCAAAAGUGAGCAUUGACAAAGCAAUCAGAACCUGGCCUCUUGUUUUGGGUUGUUCAACAAGCAAGCUGAAGGUGAUGUUGGAACAGUUUGGAGUGCUAGGUGUUAAAAAGAAGUUGGGACAGGUUAUUGCUAAAAGUCCUCAAUUACUGCUAAGAAAACCUGAAGAAUUUCUCCAGGUGGUUUCAUUUUUGAAAGAUCUAGGAUUUGAUCAGGAAACUGUGGGCAAGAUACUUGUUCGUUGUCCUGAGGUUUUUGCUACUAGCAUUGAGAAAACGCUACAGAUGAAAGUUGAAUUCCUUACUUCUAUUGGUGUUUCUGAGGAUCAUCUCCCUCGCAUUAUUAAAAAAUAUCCAGAGCUUCUUGUGUCUGACAUCUACAAAGCAUUACUUCCCAGGAUAGAGUACUUGAUGGAAGUAGGACUCUCGAAGAGAGAGAUUCUAUUCAUGGUCCGCAGGUUCUCUCCUUUGCUAGGGUACAGCAUCAAUGCAGUUUUGAGACCGAAGUAUGAAUUCCUGGUGAAUACAAUGGAAAAACCAGUGAAAGAUGUAGUGGUUUAUCCACGUUAUUUUAGCUAUUCACUGGAAAAGAAGAUAAAGCCGAGAUUCUGGGUGCUGAAGGGAAGGAAUGUGGAGUGCAGCUUAAAAGAUAUGCUUGAUAAAAAUGAUGAGGAGUUUGCUGCCAAGUUUAUGGACGCAGGAGGAAUGCCUGUUUCCUCUUCUCCUUCACAACCAUGAACAGAUAACAGCUUGUCAGUAAAUAUAAAUACGACAGUUGUUGAGGAAAAGAUGGUAAAUUAUCGGAUUUACAGACGUGGAAUGGAUGUGUAUAAAAAGAGUUUUGAGUAAUGGAUUUAUGAUUUGCUA
Hevea brasiliensis (rubber tree) is the source of this 2017-nucleotide messenger RNA. RefSeq names its product transcription termination factor MTERF2, chloroplastic. Bases 113 to 1888 code for a protein of 591 amino acids. Gene Ontology annotation, biological process: regulation of DNA-templated transcription. The record is from RefSeq and is a predicted model, not a curated record. The transcript has 7 exons. Gene Ontology annotation, molecular function: double-stranded DNA binding. NCBI's taxonomy places the organism in Eukaryota, Viridiplantae, Streptophyta, Magnoliopsida, Malpighiales, Euphorbiaceae.